AUGGAACUGCAUACACUUUAUCCAAGGACACCCCUCAGAGAUGGAGACAUUCGCCUUCUCACUAUCCUCCCCGAUGAAUGGGCGGCUGAUAUCCACUGCAAGAUCAGCGUGGUCUCCCUCAACGAUACCCCAAAGUAUGUUACUCUCUCAUACGUUUGGGGACCACCCUUUCAAGAUGGUACCUUGCGCAUCAACGGCCAUGAACAACGUAUCGGACGCAGCCUAGAGACCUCUCUUCGCUACUAUCGCCGAGCUAGAUGGAGCAUGCCGCUUUGGGCCGAUGCUGUCUGCAUUAAUCAGGCAGAUGUAGCAGAGCGCUCUUCUCAAGUAUCGAUCAUGGAUCGUAUCUACUCGUCUGCUACUACAGUAUUUGUCGUUCUUGGAGCUGGUAUCAAUUUGGAUGCCGACGAUUAUUUCGCAAAAGUGAAAGGGUUGCACAGAUUUCGCUUCAGUGUCUACGGUCAGAAAUAUUUCGAAGCAGUUUCGCCGCCUGCAUGGGACGAAAGCAACCCUAAAAGGGCUCCUGAUGAUGAUCAAAAGAGCUCGAUUCUUUUUUCCUUCCUAGAAAGAGCUGUCAGCUUAAAGAUCAAUGACCAUCUGAGCACUGUGCCACAAUGGGGAGGGACAUUUGAAGGAUCAGAAGAGUCGCAAUAUGCCUGGCAAACGCUGAUCCAAACGUUUGAAGAAUUCACUCAGGAAUCAUGGUGGGAUCGCGUAUGGACCCUACAAGAGAGCGUAGUUGGCUCUUCGCCUAUAUUCAUCUACCGAACGACCGCAGUGCCAUGGGCCAUGAUAAAGGAGGCGACUAUCAGCAUGGGCGCUCAUAUAACCGACUGCUGCGCCUCAUAUUUAGCCAAUGAUGCUCCACCAAGAUAUGCCUCUGCUGUGAAGCUUCUGAUUGCCCACGUUGACAACAUCGAGAAGACACGGCGAAUAUACGCAAAGCUCCGCCAUGGAAUCAAAAGUGAUCAGCUUGUGCUGGCAUCGCUCGUCCCUAAAAAGGAUUUUGAGGGAUCAGUAGCGGUUGAGAUCACCGGGAAUCUUGACUCAUACCUCCUCUACAGAUAUCUCUGCGUGCAUAAUAAACGAGAUGCCACUGAUGCUCGGGAUAAAGUCUAUGCUCUUCUGCCUCUCAUAAAACUUGGGAACAGCCCCUCUUUCAUUUAUCCUGACUAUGGUAAGGGGCUGGAAGAUGUCUACAUCAACACAGCAAGGAUGCUUGUUCAAGAAUCUGGCUCACUUGACAUCUUGUCUGCAGCAGGUCGGUUGCGAAAUGACGAAUUCCCUUCCUGGGUGCCAGACUGGUCUAUCAGGAAUGAGUCUAAUGAUGAUGAAAUUCAGAUAAACGCCUUGUUGAUGUAUGAUGCUGCUUUUGGAACAAAAGCCUCAGUCAGGUUUCCAGAGAACAACAACACACUACUCGAGGUGGAAGGCAUCAUCCUAGACGAUGUCGCAGUUCUUGGUGAUGCGGUCUCAGAAAGGUCUACUGAUGAGGAGAUGUGGCAAACCAUCUUCCACUGGAUGCAACUUGCUCAUAGUCAUUCCCCAAACACGAAAUGGGCGGACUUUUGCAGGGCUAUCUGCACCGACUUGAGCAUAUGGCCCGGAGACCAGGUUUUUCGUCGCCUAGGUCCUCUCACCAAAGAAAUGAUCCAAUCUCUGAUGCCGUGGCGAGACCCAAUCUCUGGGAGACUUACUAGAGAUGUGCCUCCAGAGGAUCUUCUACAAUCAUCAGUGGAACAAAUGAAGACUUGGUUUUCGGUUUGGCACACUCUUAUGGGGUGGCAGGCGCAGCGAGGCAUGAGGUCUGCAGCACCAUCCCCAACGUUGACAGACUCUUUAAAAACCACCACCUUUCUCAAAAGAUUUGUAGUGUCAUCAAAGGGAUAUAUUGGGCUUGUCCCAUAUAAUUCAGAUAAGGGCGAUCACAUCGUUUUCUUCAAGGGUUGUCAUUUUCCGUGCGCAGCGCGACUGGUUCCUAGGUUAGAUGAGAAGAUGAAACGGCUCAAGGUGGUUGGAGCCUGUUACAUUGACGGUUUUAUGGAUGGAAAGAUCAAUGCCCAUAUAACAGAGAGAGGAACUGGUGCUCACAGUGACUGGGAGACUAUGACUUUAUGCUGA
Trichoderma aggressivum f. europaeum is the source of this 2121-nucleotide messenger RNA. RefSeq lists its product as uncharacterized. The record is from RefSeq and is a predicted model, not a curated record. Lineage: Eukaryota; Fungi; Ascomycota; Sordariomycetes; Hypocreales; Hypocreaceae. The transcript has a single exon. The coding region runs from base 1 to 2121 and encodes 706 amino acids.